Molecule: messenger RNA, 2979 nt
Organism: Brassica napus (rape)
Lineage: Eukaryota; Viridiplantae; Streptophyta; Magnoliopsida; Brassicales; Brassicaceae
Exons: 4
Coding region: 1-2979 (992 amino acids)
Biological process (GO): DNA integration
Molecular function (GO): RNA-DNA hybrid ribonuclease activity; nucleic acid binding
Source: RefSeq, a predicted model, not a curated record
AUGAUCAUCAUCUCAGUCGAUCUCAUCUUUCGCGACACACUCGACAAAAUGGGAGUUGAUUUAAAAGAUAUGAAGCCUUCCUCUCGCACGCUCACCGGCUUCAACGGAGCCUCGGAGAAAAUGAUCGGGACAAUUCGCCUUCCAGUUUACGCAGGUGGUAUAACCCGCACCGUCAAGUUCUCCGUCAUCCGCGCCAAAGCACCCUAUAAUGCCAUACUCGGAACACCAUGGCUGCAUUCCAUGAAAGCCGUCCCUUCGACUUAUCAUCAAUGCAUCAAGUUUCCCGGAAAAGAUGGCAAAACUCAGACGAUUCGAGGCGAUCAACAAGCCGCAAGAGAACUAUUGAUCGCAACUGUAAAGAUGCAGCAGCAAGCUUCCCUUGUCAACUCCGUCAGUAAACCACUCAACAAGAUAUACCCUCAGAAGGAGGAAGUUCGCGAAGUCGCAAUUGAUGAAUCCGACCCGACGAAAAUCAUCCGAGUUGGCGUCUACCUGUCCGACGACGUAUGUUUAAAGAUCAUCUCUUUCAUCAAAGACAACGCCUCGACGUUCGCCUGGAAGACUUCCGACAUGAAGGGGAUCGACCCCGCAGUUACCUCUCAUGAACUGCACGUCGAUCCGACGUUCAAACCCAUCCGACAGAAGCGACGAAAACUCGGUCCAGAACGAUCUAAAGCCGUAAACGAAGAAGUCGACAGGCUCCUCGAGGCGGGUUUCAUAACCGAAGUCCGAUACCCCGAAUGGUUGGCUAACCCGGUUGUCGUCAAAAAGAAAAACGGAAUCGAGGCUAACCCCAAGCAGAUCUCGGCGAUCCUCGAUCUUCCAAGCCCAAAGAACAGCCGCGAAGUACAGCGACUAACCGGACGGAUAGCAGCUCUCAACAGGUUCAUCUCGCGAUCAACCGAUAAGUGUCUUCCCUUCUACGAGCUACUAAGGGGCAACAAGAGGUUCGUCUGGGACGAGAAAUGCGAAGAGGCGUUCAAUCAACUAAAGCACUACCUCACAACCCCCCCAGUACUAUCAAAGCCAGAAGCCGGCGACACAUUGUCUCUCUACAUAGCCGUCACAUCCUCCGCUGUCAGCAGCGUGCUCAUUCGAGAAGAUCGGGGAGAACAGAAACCAAUCUUUUACACAAGUAAAAGAAUGACCGAGCCGGAGACGAGAUACCCAACACUCGAAAAGAUGGCCUUAGCUGUCGUCACCUCGGCCAGGAAACUGCGACCCUACUUUCAGUCGCACACGAUUGAAGUGCUCUCCAACCAACCACUCCGAACGGUUAUGCAGAAUACCAACCAGUCAGGACGAUUGACUAAAUGGGCGAUGGAGCUGAGCGAACACGACAUCGUGUACAAGAAUCGCACAGCAGCAAAGUCACAGGUCCUUGCAGACUUCUUGAUCGAGUUAACACCAGAGCUGGAGCAAGACCUCAUCCUACCAAGUUUGAACUGGAUCCUCCACGUUGACGGUUCAUCCACGAGUAAAGGGUCGGGGGCAGGAGUGCAACUGCAAUCACCAACAGGAGAACUCAUCCGGCAGUCAUUCGGUUUUGGUUUUGCGGCGUCAAACAACGAAGCUGAGUACGAGUCCCUCAUCGCAGGGCUCCGUCUCGCCAAGGCAGUAAAGGCCAAAAGGAUCAGCGCUUACUGCGACUCUCAACUUGUUGUAAGCCAGUACCUCGGCGAUUACGACGUCCGCAACGAAAGGAUGGACGCCUACCUCAAACUCGUUCCUCGCGGAGAAAAUGUCUGUGCCGACGCCCUCGCUGCUCUAGGAAGCAAGCUACACGAUCAAGUCAAGAGGACAAUCCCAAUCCAUAAAAUCGAGAAACCGAGCAUCGACACGAAGGCGGAACAGACUGCAAUCGCAGCAGCGAUUAGCGAAGCAAUGGACAUCGACGAAGCAGAACCUCCUUCGCAGGACGAUCAGCCAACAGAUUGGCGCAAGGAACUCAUCGAUUAUCUCGCUGAAGGUUUAUUGCCCACCGAGAAAUGGGACGCGCGGCGACUGAAGCGACGUAGUGCACACUACGUUGUCAUGGACGGGGAACUACACCGAUGGACCGCGACGAAGGUGCUACUCAAAUGUAUCUCCGGCGAAGAAACGAGACUAGUCAUGGCCGAAACACAUGAAGGAGCAGCAGGCAAUCACUCGGGCGGACGAGCUCUUGCAUUAAAAGUGAAGAAUCUGGGAUUCUACUGGCCAACCAUGAACGCCGACUGCGAGAAAUACGUGCGCAAGUGCGACAAAUGCCAGCGUCAUGCUCCCACCUUACACAGCCCAACGCAGCUCCUUCAUACCCUAACUGCUCCAUACCCAUUCAUGCGAUGGGGAAUGGACAUCAUCGGUCCAAUGCCGGCAUCUCGCCAAAAGAAGUUCAUCCUGGUCCUCACAGACUACUUCACCAAGUGGGUCGAAGCCGAAGCCUAUGCCAACAUCACCGACAAGGAGGUGCAAAACUUCGUCUGGAAGAACAUAAUCUGCCGACACGGGCUCCCAUACGAGAUCAUAACAGACAACGGUUCGCAAUUCAUCUCGCAUCAUUUCAAGGGAUUCUGCGACAGAUGGCGCAUUCGACUCAACAUGUCGACCCCGAGAAACCCGCAGAGUAACGGCCAAGCUGAGUCGACGAACAAGACCAUCAUCGACGGUCUGAAGAAACGACUCGACUUAAAGAAGGGUUGCUGGGCGGAUGAACUAGAUGGUGUCCUGUGGUCCCACAGAACAACUCCUCGCGGAGCGACGAAGGCCACGCCCUUCUCAAUGGCCUACGGCGUCGAGGCAAUGGCUCCCGCAGAAGUGAAUGUGACGAGUUUGCGCCGAUCACGAAUGCCACAAAACGUCGAACUCAACCGUGACAUGCUGCUCGACGCACUCGACGACAUCGAGGAAAAGCGCGACCAAGCACUGCUCCGUAUCCAAAAUUACCAGCAUCAAAUCGAGAGCUACUACAACCAAAAGAAAGGUCUUCGAAAAUACUAA